UGAACCUCCCAUAAGGCCGCUAAGUUUAAAAAAGGAACCGGCAGAGACGCUGAGCAGCGGCGGUGGUUGUUGUUGUCUGUGGGUUUGUGUGGAGUUGGUAGAGGUCAGACAAACAAACCUCCCCUUCAACCAACUUCGUCGUCGUCGUUGUUGUUGUGUGUUAUUUUUAGGUGCCUCCCCAAUUUUUUUUUGGUUGAUUUUCUUUGAAUUUUCGUUGGAGAGUGAAGCCCAGCAAUGGCCACGAAAGGAGUCGAGGUCGGCAUGGUGGUCAUGAUCAAUAGGAGCGACGGCCGUGUGCAUGAGGCCACCGUGAUGGGGAUAGAUGCGAUCCACAAUAUCGUGAAGAUGGAGUGGAUGGAUUUGGAUAAUCAAGGCCGCUGCAAGGAGUUCUCUCUCCAAGAUAUAUACCGGCUGAACCCCAAGCUGGCUCUGAAGGACUCGGACCUGAUGCCUCCCCCUGCGCGACCCGCCGUUCCCGUGAAGUUACGACCGACGCCCUCGGUUGCAAACGCACGUGUCAUGCGUGGGUCCGACUGCUCGGUCGGGAACAGCGUCGUCGGGCUGAAGCAAGAGCCUCUGCCUCAAAGGAGUGACUUGGUGAGCCGACUUCCAGUUCCACGAGCUCAUUCCGACUCCACCACCAGCACCCUACAACUGGGCGCCCUCCCCGAACACCCAGCCCCGGCGUUGCCCGCUGCCCACGAUGGCGCCGCCGCUGCCUCCACCACCACGACCACCACCACCACUACAGGCAAUGCAGCAGCAGCAGGGCGCAGACGAACCACUUACAUGCCGGAGACGGACAAGGCGAGUCGGAUCCGGACCGAGCGGGCGUUCCAGAAUCAACAGCAGGGCCCUCGCGAUCGCCGCUUGCGGGGAGCAGCGAAUGGUCCUCACUGGGAGUUCCUGAAGAUGAUCCAGGAAUACCGUGCCAACCUCGACUUCCAUCCGCUCUCCAUCUCUGACCAGGUGGAGGAGCGAAAGAUCUGCGUCUGCGUCAGAAAGCGCCCACUCAACAAAAAAGAGCUGGCGCAGAAGGAGAUUGAUGUGGUGACGGUGCCCAGCCACGAGGUGCUCAUGGUCCACGAGCCCAAACACAAGGUUGACCUCACCAAGUACCUGGAGAACCAGACGUUCCGCUUCGACUACGCCUUCGACGAGUCUGCCUCCAACGAAGUCGUCUACAAAUUCACCGCCUACCCAUUGGUGCAGACAAUCUUCAACAAGGGCAUGGCCACGUGCUUCGCUUAUGGACAGACGGGAAGCGGCAAAACCCACACCAUGGGUGGAAAUUUCAACGGUCGCUCGCAGGAUUGCACCAAGGGUAUCUACGCCAUGGCAACACGGGAUGUGUUUGACCUGCAGGGAAACAAGCACUACAGACAUCUGAAUCUGCAUGUGUACGCCACCUUCUUUGAGAUCUACAGCGGGAAGGUGUUCGAUUUGCUGAAUAAGCGGGCGGCCCUGCGAGUACUGGAAGAUAGCAAGCAGCAAGUGCAGGUGGUGGGGCUUAGCGAGUGCCCCGUCUCCUCCAGCGAAGAGGUGCUCGCCCUCAUUGAGACUGGGAGCAAGUGCAGGACGUCAGGCCAGACAUCGGCCAACGCGACGUCGUCGCGCUCGCACGCCAUCUUCCAGCUGAUACUGAGGCGCGGCGAGCUUCUGCACGGCAAGUUCUCGCUCGUGGACCUCGCCGGUAGCGAGCGCGGCGCCGACACGGGCAACUCCGACCUGCAAAUGUGCCGUGAGGGCGCCGAGAUCAACAAGAGCCUGCUGGCGCUGAAGGAGUGCAUCCGAGCGCUGGGCCAGAACAAGGCACACACGCCAUUCCGCGGCAGCAAACUCACCCAGGUGCUGAGGGACUCGUUCAUCGGGGAGAACUCCCGCACCUGCAUGAUCGCCAUGAUUUCUCCUGCGAUGAGCUCCUGUGACCACACGAACAACACGCUGCGAUACGCAGACAGGGUGAAGGAGCUGGGGGUGGAGCAGGGCGGGGAGGAGCGACAAUCGGCACCGCUCGCUUCCACCACUGCCGCCACCGCCGUGGCAGAGCCUGAACCGGAGGACGACGUCAAUAUGGACGAGGCGGGGGAAAAGGAGGCCCCUCAGCCACGUCAUCGACGGCUGCCCUCUCUCAUCCUGGAGGAGGAGAUGCCACUGGAGCUGCCCUCCGAAGAGUCUCUUCUCCAGCCGUUCAAGAAUAAGAUCAUUGAGCAGCACCAGACGAACUUGCAGAAGUUCCUGGUGCAGCUGUCGCAGGAGAACCAGCUCAAUAACCUUUGGAGCCAGGGGGAGUGCAGCACGUUAGACUAUGUGGAGCAAGUCUGCAGCAUCAUCGAUGACCGCUCUGCAAGAGAUGCCGCUUUACGGGAGAUGCUUCAAGAGCUCAUUGAGAUGGAGCCUACCGACGCAAAGCCCUGAUCUGUCCGCUGCUGGACGAAGGCCUUCCCAAGUUGCUGUGAUCUCUCCCGGUUCUGCAAAUGCAGCGACCGACUGCGCGCGCGCGCCUGCGCACGGGGCUGAUUUCGUCGCCCUGUCUCCGUUCCGUACAGGAUCUCCCCCGGUGUUUUCUCUACCUUCACUGCCAUCCUCUCAUUAUUCUUGCCUAUGUACGCCCGUAUAUCGAGCGAAGUGUCUCCUCUCCAAGGGAAAUUGCCUGGUCAAAAAGCCCGCUGACCUGAACCGUUUAUAUGAUGUUUCUAUAACCCUGCCUGUGCUUUCUGUGAGAAAAACUAAAUUUUCUCAAGACAAACGCUUUUGUGAAAGUGUGAGAAAGUCCACGUAUGUGCAUGGUUUUUCGUCCUUGUUUUUGCAGCAUUUACUAAUUGCAUUUCUUCUCUCGUCAAUUUUUGUUCUAAGUUUAAGAAUAAUUUCUCUCUGUAACCUGUCUUUUCCAUUUUGGAUGUGUGAAUGUGAGGAAUUCUGAUUUCUUCAUUCAAAUAUUUGCAUUACUUUGGCACCAAUGUUUCUCCCAAAGUGAUAUUUUUUACUUGCCUUAAAUGUUGAUUUUGUAGCUGAAUUUCUGAAUGACGGGUUGCAUUAAUAUCGUGGUGCAAGGAGACUCAGACUAUAAAUUUACAACUUGGACAUGGUUAUAUCUGAAGGGAAAACAGGGACGGCAUUUUUAUUUCAAUUCAGACCAAAUGCAUUUAUCUACUUGCAUUUUCUGCAUCUUAAUUUCUAUCUUUUUUAUGUUUACUAUUGCAUUGGCAGUGAUGUGCAUAUAACAACUCAACACGAAUCGUCAUUAACACUGCCCUAAAGAAAUAUCUCAGCGAUCGAAAAGGGCCGUUCCCCAAAAAGGGGGUCAACCAUGAUUAUCACAGCCAUUCUCAUCUUAACCUGAUUUUGUGUUCAACGUUUCUCACUUCCAUCGAUCAACUUCCAGAUUCUGCCGAGCCAGUUUCCAAAUUCUCACGACCAGUGAAUUCGCCCAGUUGUUUUAAACCAAAGGAACACAUUUAAGCACACUAAUGCAUUUACCAGCAUAAAAAAAUCACUUAUGUAAAAGCAUAAACUUAUUGUUUAUGCCGGAGUUGUUCAAAACAACCCCUAAUUGGGUCUGCGAGAAAACCUGACAUUGUUGCAAUUGCCUGGGUAAUGCAACUUCUGCAUCCACCCCCUCCCCAUAGGCUCAGGCACAUGACACUACAUAGGACGUUGGGAAUCCCAGCGGUGGUAUUCAUUGUUGUACAUAGUUUGUGAUCGUUGUCCGUUUGUGUGUUUGUCGGCAUGCCCCUCCUAACAGUGGUCUCAUGUCACUAGCAUCUCAUCUUCUGCUGCUGCAACAGCAGAAGUGUACAUGUUUUAAAAAAAACGAUUGUUCCAUAGGACUGACUUUUUCAUCCGUGGCAGCAGUAUGUAUUUUUAGUCUGAAGUAUAUUUGAUGACUGUGUUUUUUCGAAUAAAUAAUUUUGAGCUAAGUAAAUGCACUGCAAAGUUGUCAUAAGUAACCAGAACUUUUCUUGGUCAGAUACAGGCAGUGGCACACAAUGGAAGACCCAUAUUUGUGUUUAACAUAGCCGGUUUUACCUACCUUAAGACCAGGCGUGACUUAAUCGUACUAGUCGUGCUGAACAUUAAUAUUUAGCAGGUUCCCUAAUGCGCAUCCUCUAUUGAGGUUUCACUUUCCAAACCGUUCAAGGAUUUGCAAAACGGGUCUUCGGCUGGUAGUCCCAAUGGCGGGCAUGUGCUUAGAAAAUUCUAUGGACCAUCUCUGUUACAAUGGACAGAAUUCAUUGUUGUUUUUUCUCCAAGAAUAGUUGGUACAACGAUUUUACCCGUGGUGCUUCCACCCGUACCGAUGCUCAUUUGCCCGUUUUUUUCCCCCCUCGCCAAAUUCAACGUUCUUGUCUUCUUUCAUAGAAGCCAAAUUUCAGUCACCAACCAGUAGUGUUUUUCCUUCCUUGGACGAACUAAUGCUGACCCCUUCACGAACCCCUCUUUCUUUCACAUCGGGGCCAAUAAAAUGUAUGUGUGGUGUGUCAUGAAGCUCGGUUGUAAGGCCUUACUAAAAUAUUAAAUAAAGAAUAUUUUAAUGUGGAGACAUGAUCAUAAUAUGCUGUUACCCAAAAAUUGUUCGCAGCAACGCGUGAGUUUACGUAUCGUUUAGAUUUUUUGCAUUGAACGGGGUCCCAUAUUUUAUUUGGAAUGCUCGUAGCCAAUAACAUCCGGUAAUUCAGCAGCAUUUGUUUAAACCAGCCUGACUGCUGAUGAGGUCCAAAAUAUUUAAACUUGUCCAGUUUGCUUGCUUUUUAACAUAAUGCUGCUUGAUCAUAUUUUUCUGGAUAACCAAUAGGCUGAUCGACUAAAACGCGUUUAAUUUGUGAACACAGAAUUGACUUUAUCCUGCUGCUUUUAUCCACAAUGCUCCAUGGAAAUGCAUAAUGAGUUUAUAUAAAAUACUAUUAAAACUUCCACCUUGACCCGUGUGCAAUGGUCAUACUUGUUA
Lethenteron reissneri (Far Eastern brook lamprey) is the source of this 4948-nucleotide messenger RNA. RefSeq names its product kinesin-like protein KIF2A. The record is from RefSeq and is a predicted model, not a curated record. Lineage: Eukaryota; Metazoa; Chordata; Hyperoartia; Petromyzontiformes; Petromyzontidae. Gene Ontology annotation, cellular component: microtubule. Gene Ontology annotation, biological process: microtubule depolymerization; microtubule-based movement. Gene Ontology annotation, molecular function: microtubule motor activity; ATP binding; microtubule binding.